Molecule: messenger RNA, 4490 nt
Organism: Pimephales promelas (fathead minnow)
Lineage: Eukaryota; Metazoa; Chordata; Actinopteri; Cypriniformes; Leuciscidae
Source: RefSeq, a predicted model, not a curated record
CAGGGCAGGCGGGAGUGCGCAGCGACGCGAACGCGCAUGCACUCACACAGAGACCUACUGCGAUUGGAAGCGCGAGGCGGUCAGAUCGUGUGUUUUGUGUUGCUGCCGCGCAGUAUCUUUUCACGCAAGUGCCAAGGACUGCAAGGGAAAAGUUUAUUUCAAAGACUCUCCAACUAACGGGCAUGACCGCUCCCAGAUUCCCCUGAACGCCAGCCGUGUGGACACAGCAAGAGAGAGAUGUGGAUCCACUCACAGUCUGUCUUCUGAACAACGCACGGACAGAUUGAGACAUGACGGAACGGGAUGGCCGUUGUGAUUUGUCCAUCGCCCCGGGGCAGGUAUAUAUCGAGGUGGAGUUCGAUUAUGAGUACAAGGCGAAAGACAAACUCAUCUCCAUACGGCAGGGCGAAUGCUACCAGUUGGUUCGUAAAACCAACGAGGACUGGUGGCAAGUUCGGCGGGAAGAGGGCACCAAGGCUUUCUACGUCCCCGCUCAGUACGUCCGAGAGGUCCGGCGUGCCCUUAUGCCACCGCCCAAACCUCGCGCAAAGCCCCCCAACGUCCUUGAAAUCAGCCAGUGCCGAUCGUCGAAUGAAAAUCUCAACCAACGCGCUCCUACGGAAAGGUCCAGCUUUGGCAGGCCACCUCCUUCAACGACACCUUCCCCAUUGCCAGGGCAACUGACCCCGCCUUUGUUGAUGCGGGACACCAAUCAGAACCCGGGGAUGAAGAGCGUCGUUGCAGAGCUGACUCUGCUCAACAACAACCAUCAUAACUAUCACCAUGGCAACCCCACACUUCCACGAGGGCGGGCGGAAUCCCCUCCACGAGAGCAUGGUUGCCAGGGGAAACUCCCAGGUGUGUUGACAGUGGACAUGGAAGGGAGCGUGUUACCAGGAAAUGGGUUGGAGAAAAUGAGAAAUGACUCUGAAUCUGGAGAUGAGCUCAGCAGCAGCUCUACCGAACACAUGCAGGGUAUAUCUCCCAUCGGACAGGGUCGUCCCGAAUCCCCCGUGUACACAAAUCUCCAGGAGUUGAAGAUCUCUCAGUCAUCUCUCCCACCUAUUCCCGCUUCCUCCCCUCUGCACAUCCUGGGCGACUGGGAAACGCACAAAGAUUCGAGUGGAAGAAGCUUCUACUUCAACCGCACGACUCAAGAGAGGACCUGGAAACCACCCCGCUCACGAGACAACGGGGUCAGUCGCGGGGACACGUCCAACACUGGAGACAUGGAGCAUUUGUCCUCUGAGGAGAACUGUCCCAGUACACACUCCAGUCAGUCAGACAGUCAGUACGGGUCACCCCCUAGAGGCUGGUCUGAGGAACUGGAUGAACAUGGCCACACACUCUAUGUGUCUGAAUACAACAAUGAAAAGUGGAUUAAGCACGUGGAUGAACAAGGACGGCCAUAUUACUACAGUGCCGAUGGAUCCCGUUCAGAAUGGGAGUUACCAAAAUAUAAUCUCUCUCCCCCAAUCUCUGAAGAAGCUCCUAAGAGUCACAGUUUGGAAAGGAAGCAGCAGGAGCCCAUUGUGCUGACCAAGUGGAGACAUAGCACAUAUGUUCUGGACGUCACUGAUAAGCUGCCAUUCAAAAACAGAUGGUUCAGUGUGAACCGCCUCACCAGGGGCUUCGGUCUGUCACUGUACAGAGAACCCUCAGAAAAGUGUGGUGUUCUCAAUGUCACCAAGAUCACUGAACAUGGCAAGAAAGUCAGGAAGAAUUGGGCCUCCACCUGGACUGUCCUGCAGGGAUCCUCUUUACUCUUUGCAAAGGGUCAGGGCAGCGCCACCAGCUGGUUUGGAGGCAACCAGUCCAAACCCGAAUUCACCGUGGACCUCCGAGGAGGUUCGGUCGAGUGGGCAUCCAAAGAAAAGUCCAGCAAGAAACAUGUAAUUGAGCUGAAGACACGAGUGGGCACAGAGCUGCUGAUUCAGUCUGAGAUUGACAGUGUUAUUAAUGACUGGUUCAGAGCGCUUUCUGAAACCAUCAACACACAUGCGUGGGAGUCUGAUGAAGCCAUUGAAGAGGACAUGCCUGAGUCUCCUGGAACUGAGAAACACGACAAAGAGAAAGACCCCAGAGACUCAAAGAAAAACAGAGUAGUAAAGAACCCCAGCACGGAGUCGUCUGAACAGAAGAAGACCAGAGUGAAGCUGAAGAAGUUUCUCACACGGAGACCAACCUUACAGGCUGUCAGAGACAAGGGCUACAUAAAAGAUCAAGUGUUUGGCUGCAGUUUGACUGCCUUGUGUCAGAGAGAAGGCACUUCUGUGCCUAAUUUUGUCAAGAUGUGCAUUGAGCAUGUGGAGAGUACAGGCUUAAAUGUUGAUGGCUUGUACAGAGUCAGUGGGAAUCUGGCCGUCAUACAGAAAUUGCGCUUUGCUGUCAAUCAUGAUGAAAAGGUGAAUCUGGAAGACAGUAAAUGGGAGGAUAUCCACGUGACUACAGGUGCUCUGAAGAUGUUUUUCCGGGAGCUUCCAGAGCCUCUGUUCACCUACACAUCCUUUAAUGACUUUGUCGAAGCCAUCAAAAACUCAGAUUACAAGCAGCGAGUCCAAUCCAUAAAAGACUUGAUCAAACAGUUGCCAAAACCCAAUCAGGAAACAAUGAAAGUGUUAUUUGAACACCUAAAAAGAGUGAUAGAUCACGGCGAGGUGAACAGGAUGACGACCCAGAGCGUGGCGAUCGUGUUCGGCCCAACCCUGCUGAGGCCGGAGAUUGAGACGGGCAAUAUGGCGGUUCAUAUGGUCUAUCAAAACCAGAUUGUAGAACUUAUCCUUCUGGAGUAUGAGAAUAUUUUUGGGAGGUAGAACAUCUCUAAGUGACACCACCUGAGAAUCAAUCCAGAGAACACAAUGCCAGAAGUUUAACAUCUCAUAUCCAUCGCACAAACACCCACCACUGCUGUGGACCAAGCCUAAAAGUGUAUAUAAACAAACAUGAGUGGAUUUACUGUGACUUAUGACUGGAUAUAAGCAAAGAAAAUGAAUACAGGAAGGUUAUUUAUGCACUUAAUGUUUGUUUUUUUAUUUUGAGGAUAUACAAAAAAUUCUCAUUUUUGCAUUUGGAUCGUCAUUCCUUGGCUUAGAAUAAGCUGGAUGAACUUUUUUGAAUGGACAAUUAUGGAUGGUCAUGGAUGGUUUCCUUUAUGCACUCUUUUUUUUUUUUGUGAGGGGAGGGAAAUCUGAAUAUUUUCCAAAGUUGGAAACUGGAAUGGACUUCAUAUUAUUCAGUAUUGACGACUAGAAUGAAAAUUGACUAAGCAGACACUUUCAAGUCUCACCAGAUUGAGUUUUUUUUUUUUUUUUUUUUUGCUGUGAAAUGUUUAAAAGUAAAAACGGAUUUGGGGGGUUCAUUCAUUGAGACGCGUGUCGGACUUGUAUCUGGGCUAUCUUUGACUCAGAGUUUUUGUUUUCUUCAUUUUUUUCCUGUGGAAUAAGCUGAAAGUGCACUGUAUUAGGAGACAGUAUUAUUUGACAAUGACUACUGACCGAGGUCGAUGGUUAAAAGUGGACAAUGAUUAAUAAUCAGUAUUAGGGCAGGAAUCCUGUUUGAAAUGAGAAAGGCUCUGAGAAAAAUCUUUUUUUCGCUGAGUGUUUUCUCCAUAUCCACCCAUGUUUGCCCUCCAUCUGCACUUGCCUAAAGUUUACCGGAAAGGCCGUGUGCCUCUUGCUUCAUGGACGUCACGCUACUGGAUAACAGACAUGCUCAUCACACUUGUGUCUUUUGUGUUAUCCAACAGAGAAACUCCUUUUUAAUUCGAUGGCCCUCCCUUUAAUGAAAUAUCAGGACUUUCACAUGCUUGAGGUCAAACCUGUGUUGUUUCCUUGGAAUAGAUGGACUGUGUUGUGCCGAAUUGUGUAACAGUAUGCUGGAGAAACAGGUUGUUUUCCAGAUGUGAACCUGAUAUAUGUUGUGUAGUUCAAAAGCAAGACCUCUCAAAAACAGUCAGAGAGCUCGUCUCUCUCGGGCUUACUGGAAAAAGAAAGGUGAGAUGCUUAUAUCGGCGUUUAGGCCUUACACGGUUUCAAAUCAAUAGCGAAAAAUAUUCAUCUCCGGUUUCCUGCUCUGCCCCUGGAUGGAAAGCUGCUUGAUAACAAAUUGACAGGAUGGUACUGGAAAUAGUACUGCAGUUAGUGUUAACUGAAGGUACGCAUGGCAAACGCCGCCUUUGUCUUGUUUUUAACCAAAUUCAGAAAGUAUAUGUACAUACUACUUCAACAAGAACUUGAACCCUGUUGUACAAACAAAGAAAAAUACCAAUAAUAGUUUAAGUGUAAUGGCUUGAAGUUGUGUGUCAAUAACAAGUGAAAAGAUCUAAUAUUGUUGAUGUAUGGAAAAAAGAAAUGAGUGAUGGGUAGGGCGAGGGAGGGGUGAUGUCAUCACGCGUUGUGAACUGCACAUUUUGAAUGUAAUUUUCAGACUAACUGCUAUUUCUGAAAUUUAUGUCUAAUCCUAAUUAAAAAGACAAAAACUCAUGGAUGAUA